CGUCACCAAAUUUAUCUGAAGAUAUCAGCAGGAGCCAUUUUAUUCCGCGAAUGAAACUUCCGAUUUCCUAAAAAACACAAGACAUUCUCCUCGACAUCAAUGGCAGUGUGUCGUUGAAUCGAAUGAUAAACCUUUUCAUACGGCAAUGCGAAGGAAUUGGGUCUGUCUCCAUGGCUUAGUGUGCUGUAGCAGCUGGACCCAGGCAGAAGUCUCUCUUCUCCUUCACCCCUUCUUCCAGCGGUGAGAUCAUCGUGACAUCACACCAGGACGGUAACUGCCCCUGCUGGUUACUAGGGAGUCCCCUGACCCCCCCCCUGUGGAGAUGGAGCCCCAGGGGCUGCCCAGAGCAGAGGGGGAUUAUGAGAUGUUGGGUCUGCUGGUGCCCAGUCCCCAGAGUGAGGCGGUCACCCAUGAGCUGGAGGAGCUGACCCUACAGCCCAGCAACAACCUGCCCCCCCUCAACGAACGCAAGAACGUCCUUCAGCUGAGGCUACAGCAGAGACGUACCCGUGAGCAGCUGGUAGACCAGGGCAUCAUGCCUCCUCUAAAGAGCCCAGCGGCGUUUCAUGAGCAGAUACGCAGCCUGGAGAGAGCCAGGACUGAAAACUUCCUGAAACACAAGAUCCGCAGCCGACCAGAGAGAUCUGAACUGGUCAGAAUGCACAUCCUCAAGGAGACUGGGGCAGAGCCCUCCCUGCAGGCCACCCAGAUGAAGCUGAAGAGGGCCAGGCUGGCUGACGACCUGAAUGAGAAGCUGGCCCAGCGCCCCGGCCCCAUGGAACUGGUAGAAAAGAACAUUCUGCCUGUAGAACCCAGCGUCAAGGAGGCCAUCAUUGUAAACUACCCCAAAGCGCUGGACACGUACGGGUUUGAGGAGGACAGCGGGGACGCCCUGUCUCCAGAGCAGCCGGCCAGCCAUGAGUCCAAGGCCUCCACACCCUCCCCUGGGGAACCUCGGGCCCUGGAGGCCCCCUGCCCACCACCGCUGCCCACAAUCACCAACAACCACACAAUCCUACAGCCCUUUCCUGUUGUCACCCAGGCAACAGCAGACUUCCUCAAAGCUCUCUCCACCAAAGAGCUGCCAGUCAGUCGCCCAGCACCCGCGUCUCAGCCUAUCAUCACUGUCGUUCCUUCAAAGCCAGGGCCCACCCUAGUGAAACAGAGCCAGCCCAAACAGCCGGGAGAGAGGAAUCGCAGUAAGAAGGGCAAGGAGCCAAAGCCCCGGGUCAAGAAGUUAAAGUACCACCAGUAUGUCCCCCCAGACCAGAAACAGGAGGCCAGCGAUGCCCCCAUGGACUCAUCCUACGCCAAGAUCCUCCACCAGCAGCAGCUCUUCCUCCAGCUGCAGAUCCUCAACCAGCAGCAGCAGCAACACUACAACUACCACACCAUCCUCCCAGCACCCUUAAAGCCUGUAGCUGAGGGUCAGAACAGCAGUGUGAGCGGCCUGCCAACCUCUAUAGUGCUGUCCCUACCUCCUGCCGCCCAUGUCACUGUCCCUCCUUCCACCCCUGUCCGUCCCAACAGCCUGUCCAACCGCAAGCCUGGCCACCUGCCUCCUAACCUGGAGGACAUGAAGGUGGCCGAGUUGAAACUGGAGCUGAAAUUGCGAAGCCUCCCUGUCUCAGGGACCAAGACUGAUCUCAUCGAGAGGCUGAAGCCCUACCAGGAGAGUCCCAGCACCCCGGUCCCAACCCCCGGUCCUAAAACCCUCCCCUCCUCAGUUCCCAUAGAGGUUGGCUCAUCCCCUGCACUUCUUCUACCUGCCCACCAGGUGGCACCAGAGAGCAUGAGCGCCACAGCCCCAGUGUCCCCAAUCCCCACAGACCUCGCCACCUUCAGAGACGACGGAGGGAUGCCCAGGGUAUCCAAGCUCCUUUGCGACCCCCAGAGGGUGAGCCUCUGUCGGACAGGUGCGGGGAUGUCCCACCUUGGGCCGGGUGUUGUCCCGGAGGAGAAAGACCGACGGCUCCACGAGAAGGAACGUCAGAUCGAGGAGCUGAUGAGGAAGCUGGAGCAGGAGCAGAGGCUGGUGGAGGAGCUCAAGAUGCAGCUGGGGGUGGAGAAGAAGACCCAGCCCCUCCAGGAACCCUCCUCAGACCCCGUCCCCAUGAUCCAGACCGCCAACGCAGUCAAAAUGGAAGGCAGGGUCCUUCCUAACUGCUCAGCCAUGAUUAACUCAACCCUGGCCCCACAGACUCUCCCCACUGUGGUGAAGGUAGAGGAUGUCAUUUGUAACUCCAGACCCCAUUCCCAGCCCAAUCCGGCCCCCAGUCUGCCCCAGUUCUUCAUCAGCCACCAGGGGAGAGUGUCCCAGGUUCUAGGCCAGCCUGUUUCCCAGACCCUACUGACGGCCCAGGAUGGCUCUACUCAGAUCCUCCUUCCUGUCCUCCAGGCUACGUUGUCAAAUCAAGCCCCAGGUUUGAUGCAAGCCUCCAUCUCCCAGCUGCAUACCACCAAGAUGGAGACAGCCUCCACUCAGCAGAUAACUAAUCACAACCACAUUUUGCAGACUCUUACGGUUUGUAAUGGGUCUGGGAUGGUGGAGAACCAGACUAUGCCCGACAUGCCUCCCCAGUGUUUCCUGAGCAGCUCCCCAGAUAACAGGCUCUCUCCCCGUGGGGCUUCACCCAGCCACAACCUUUCCGAUGGGCCUGUUAACAAGUCUCCAUCCCAGCCCGCCUUCAUCCUCCACCCCUCCUCCCUCGUUACCCAGCCCCCCAAGAACAGGGACCCCCCCCGCUACGAGGAUGCCGUUAAACAGACCCGCAACCUGCAGCAGGCCAACAACCUCACACAGGUUUCCACGGCAACCAGCCAGCAGAUGGACGACCUGUUUGACAUCCUGAUUCAGAGUGGAGAGAUCACUCCAUUCAUCCAGCAGGACCUGCCUUCUCUAAGCACUAAGACUGUCCCUGUCACAGCCAACAUCACUACCCUCCCUGUCAACACCGCCCUGUCCAGAACCCCUCCACAGAUCCAGGUAGCUCCCCCUCCCACCCCUCCCUUCGACCCCCUGCCCCUCCCCAGCCUGGCCUCCGACAACCAGCUGGAGGCCUUCCUGGAGGGGACUCUGAACAACCCGUCCCCAACCAUGGACCCCCGCACCCUGGGUCUGAUCGAGGAGUUGCAGUCCCAGCUCCUGGAUCAACCCUACUCCCCCAUGGACACCUCAGAGCUGUCCUUCUGCGACUCCACGUCUCCCCCUUCCUCCCUCAACAUGGGCUUGUCCGACACAGUCCUGGACAACAUGGAGUGGCUGGAUCUAACCAUGCCGUCCGACCCCGCGGGGGGGCUCACACCCCUGGGGAUUCCUUCAGACUUCCUGGAUACACACGACCUGCAGCUGCACUGGGACUGAGGGAGAAGGGGAUAGAUGGAGUGAGGAAGGAAGGAAGAGGAUUGUUGUAGGGAUAGAGGCACUCAAGGUAACAAAUGCAGACCUGGUAGGUGAGGUUAGUCCUCCUUGUGUAUUUAAAACAUAACAAAAAAAUAAAAAUGUUCUUCCAUAUAAUAAGAUUAGCCAGCUGGUGAUCGGGGCAUUGGAUGUUUCAUAGGAGUACUGGGACCAGAGCCAAAUGAACAAGGAGGCAGACGGUAUGUAAAUAUCCUGUAAAUGACAGUUAUUUGAACCAGAACAAGGUUAGAUGUUCACUCAGACCUGCUGGAGUUUUUAUUGAAUUGGGCAAAGCUUUCACUAUACGACACAUGGCAGUCAGCCUUACGCUGUUCAGCUUUCCUUGCAGUGAACACGUGGAUGUGUUAACUUAGCAUGCGUUUCACAUCGGUCAUGCUACAGGGUCUGGAUCUACAGCCAUUGCUCUGUGGAAGCAUGCUGCUGUGCCAUACAGUCUGAGAAUGUGGUUUGUUUGUUACAGAUCUGUUGUGCACAAGCCACGACAAACCGCAUAACUGACAUAAGUAAAACUGACAAGAGUACAAGGCUGUUUUACACUGGUCUUUUUUUGCGACAUACCUAUAUUUGGUAUUGUGACAUGGCUACAUAUUGUAUUCGAUGAGACUGUUUUUUUCCUGAACAAAACAGACGCUAUGGUCAGUUGGACUAUUUAAGCAAUGAACUGAACUGACACUGAGAACAAAGACUCACUCCUAUUGGAUGAGGAGGAGUGGACUCCUCCCACUCUGAGCUAUGCACUAAGGAGGUGGGCCUUACACCUGCACCUCACACAAGGAAAUCUGAAUCACAAGAUUUUAAUGAGCCGUUUAUUGAAAAAAAUGUCAAUCCACGUGUUGGUUAUCUUUGUGUACUUUCAAUUCAAGGAUUCCAAGUUGAUCCGUCUGAAUGAAAGUGGAAAGUUUACAUUGUUGGCAGCUUUAUCUUCUGAAAGACAACUGAUGUAUUAGUGGCAAGGGAACAAUUAUGCUAUCACACAGGUACACUACAUAGAGGUUAAUGUGUGUAUACUUACUGUAUGCUAGCCUGGUCCCAAGUCUGUCUGUGCUCUUGCCAACUCCAUUGCCAAGCAUGUUUGACAUGACAAUGAGUGACAAGAAGUUGGCAUGAUAGUCUGAGUGCCAGUUGUUUUGUAUGCUACAAGUGUUUGUGACAUGUUUUAAUGUGGCUGCAUGACCUCUGGCAGAAAGAGGUGCUAGACUGUAAUCUUCUCUGUCUGUCCUGAAAACUGUCUGUCAAAUCUCUGCAUGUGUCUCAGUCUCUCACUGUGUGUCUGUGGUUCUGUCUGUCAAAUCUCUGCAUGUCUCUGUCUGCAUGUGUGUCUAUGUGUGCCCUUUCUGUAUGUCUCUGUGUUGUUGAAUGCACGUUUUAAACAAUGUCUGAUAUCGGGCUAUAUUUGUCUCUGUCACGGAGUUGGCUGCAACUCACUUAAGUCGUCUUUUUUUUUAUGAAGUUGGACGUUCAUAAGACAAAUGAACAACUUUUAUAGGCUGAGUUUUUUUUUAAAGGUUCGUCUCACAGAACAGCUUUGUAUGACUGUUCCAUCUGUCCUGUUUGGUUUGUGUUAUGUGGUAAAACACACAGUAAACACCCACAGUGGUGUGACCAACAGAGUUAAACUAAAAGGGAUGACAUUAAGCUUCUGGUAUAGCUACCAUUUUGUGGAUGAAUUUGAUGAUGAUGUUUAUGCGUAUAAUACCUUUUUAAAUUUGCAUUGUGUAGUUCUACCUGGCAUAUCAUGUCAAACGAGUUUAGUAGUAUUCAGCAUCUCAAUCCAAAUAUUAUUAUGAUCAAUAUUGUAUAGAACUAAUACGGUUGUACUGUGCAGCACUUUGGGAUAUCAUGGCUUUAUUUUUAUGUUUGAACAAUCAUUCUUAUCCAACAAGUCCAACACUAAGGAUAACCUGUAGGCAGGUAAUAAUGCCAAAUACUGUACUGUUACCAUUAGGAACCAGAUUCUUGUAACUGUGGUUUAGGGCUAUCAAGGAAUUAUUUGUUUUUCAAUUGUUGCCUAAUAAGGACAGUGAAACAUUGGGGAAUAUCUAUUGUUGCCACUUUUUUUUUAAAUUGUAUUUAUCACAUUUUUGUGUUUUAAAAUCGAUUGUUUUUUCUGUAUAUAUGCAAGAGGAAGAUUACUGUAAAUGUUUUUUACCACCCAUAACAGAAAUAUAUGGCCAAAUGCAUCUAUACAUGGGUAUGUUGUAAAAUAUGAUGGUUGGAUUCUAAAACAUUUUGAAUCAUAUCAAACCUGUGUACUACUACUGUUAAUAGGAUGUUAGUGAAGCAAUAAGGCCAUAGCCUUGCACUUACAGUACUGGUGCAUUUGUGUUGUCACUAUCUUAUAACAAGAUGUCAUCAUGUUAAUUAUUGCAAGCAAAUAUUGAUUUGGGCCUUACCUAAUUCUGUGUCUUCUGUAUGGUACUGUCUCCCGUUCAACCCUGGUUCUUUGUCUGAAAUUACACUGAACAAAAGUAUAAAUGCAACAUGCAACAUUUUCAAAGAUUUUACUGAGGUACAGUUCAUAUAAGGAAAUCAGUCAAUUGAAAUAAAUAAAUUAGGCCCUCAUCUAUGGAUUUCACAUGACUGGGAAUACAGAUAUGCAUCUGUUGGUCAUAGAUACCUUUAAAAAAUCAAAUACAGGCGUGGAUCAGAAAACCAGUCAGUAUCUGGUGUAACCACCAUUUUGCCAAAGGCAGUGCAACACAUUUCCUUCACAAAGAGUUGAUCAGGCUGUUUGUGGCAUGUUGUCCCACUCCUCUGGAUAUUAGUGGGAACUGGAACAUGCUGUCAUACACGUCGAUCCAGACUAUCCCAAACAUGCUCAAUGGGUGACCUGUCUGAGUAUGGCACAUUUCUGGAAUAUCACUUCCAGAAAUUGUGUACAGAUCUUUCUGACAGGGGCUGUGUAUUUUCAUGCUGAAACAUGAGGUGAUGGAGGCAGAUGAAUGGCACGACAAUGAGCCGCAGGAUCUCUGUGCAUUCAAAUUGCAAUCAAUAAAAUGCAAUUGUGAUCGUUGUCCAUAGCUUAUGCCUGCCCAUACCAUAACCCCACCGCCACCAUGGGGCACUCUGUUCACAAUGUUGACGUCAGAAAACCUCUCGCCCACACAUCUGCCAUCUACCCGGUACAGUUGAAACCGUGAUUCAACCAUGAAUAGCACACUUUUCCAGUGUGCCAGUGGCCAUCGAGGGUGCGCAUUUGCCCACUGCAGUCUUUUACGACCCCCGAACUGCAGUCAGGUCAAGACUCAGAGGACGACGAGCACGCCGAUGAGCUUCCCUGAGGCGAUUUAUGACCGUUUGUUCAGAAAUGAUUCGGUUGUUCAGACGCACAAUUUCUUCAGCUGUCCGGUUGGCUGGUCUCAGACGGUUACGCAGGUGAAGAAGCCGGAUGUGGAGGUCCUGGGCUGGCGUGGUUACACCUGGUCUGUGCUUGUGAGGCCGUUUGGACAUACUGCCAAAUUCUCUAAAAUGACGUUUAGGCUGCUUAUGGUAGAGAAAUGAACGUUCCAUUCUCUGACAACAGCCCUGGUGGACAUUCCAGUAGUCAGCAUGCCAAUUGCACACUCCCUCAAAACUUGACUGCAAAUUUCAGAGUGGACUUUUAUUGUCCCCAGCACAAGAUGCACCUAUGUAAUGUUCAUGCUGUUUAUUCAGCUUCUUGAUAUGCCACACCUGUCAGGUGGAUGGAUUAUCUUGGCAAAGGAGAAAUGCUCACUAACACAACAUUUGAGAGAAAUAAGCUUUUUGUGUGUAUGGAACAUUUCUAGGAUAUUUUAUCUCAGCUCAUGAAACAUGGGACCAACAUUUUAUAUGUUGCGUUUUAUAUUUUUGUUCAGUGUAGUAGACAUCUGCCACUCACCCACACGCACUGUCAAGUCUCUGUCAUCAUCUGUACGCCAUACAUACAUUUUGCACAUUGUGUACACAGUUAUGUCAUGCAUAUUUUUAUACAAGUGUAGCACAUCCAUUAUACAAGUGUAGCACAUCCAUCUAUUUUGUAAAUAAUAUGAAAAAAUGUAUGUACUGAAUGCCUUUUGUGUCAAUAAAAUGUGGUGCAUUGUGAAA
This is a messenger RNA of Salvelinus fontinalis (brook trout), 7486 nucleotides long. It is a transcript of the gene mrtfba, whose product is annotated as myocardin related transcription factor Ba. Gene Ontology annotation, biological process: smooth muscle cell differentiation. The record is from RefSeq and is a predicted model, not a curated record. The transcript is spliced from 14 exons. Lineage: Eukaryota; Metazoa; Chordata; Actinopteri; Salmoniformes; Salmonidae. Bases 323 to 3364 code for a protein of 1013 amino acids.